AUGAUGUCAAAAUACUUUUUACUGAUUUAAUUUUCGAUCACUAUUUUACAUGUAUUGUUAAAUGAUUACAUUUUCUUUCUGCAAUUUGCAUAUUUGACAUAUUAUUGGCGAACCACUAAAAUAUCUUCAAAGCUGUCAGUACCUUGACAUUCAGAUGUAGGUUACUUGCGAGUUUAAUGUUGAACAAAAUAAUUAAAAUACAUUAUGCACGGUCUGUGAUAGUUCAAUUCAAACCAAAUAUAUUAAUUAAAAAUGUCGCUGAAGCCCAAAAGUGUGGAUUUCGAUCAGAUCUGGGCGGGUCUAAAAAUAAUAGUAAAAGAUAUAGUUUCUUUGAAAAGAGUUGAAAUCAAAGACUGGCAUAGCAGCUUUAGUGUUGUUUAUUCGCUGUGCACUGCGAAUCCGGAGCCCUUCGCCGACAGAUUGUACACAGAGACUGAAUUAUUACUCAAAAAUCAUGUAAUAGAUCUUCUACGAACAGAAAUUCUCACAGAAAAUAACAAGCUUUUGGUUACUAGUGAAUCAAAUGAUGAAUUUCCUUUGUUAUCUAAAUAUUCUAAGCUGUGGUCGAACUAUGAGAAUGGUAUUAAGUUUCUUGAUAUUCUAUACUCAUAUCUGAACACACAACACAUUAAAAAGCAGAAACAAUCUGAAGCCGAAAUUAUAUAUGGUAGUAUAAUUACAACAGAUUAUGAUAAAAUGGAAAUUAAAGAAUUAGGUUUGGAUCUGUGGAAAUGGCAUAUGAUAAUGCCUUUAAAAGAUUACCUGUUAUCCUUUUGUCUCCAAGGAAUUGAUCGAGCCAGAACCGGUUCACUAAAUAGCGAGGAGAGGAAGAAUUUAAAAACGGUUAUCAAUAGCUUUGUGGAAGUAGAAGGUUAUAAGAAGAAAGGUAAUUUAAAUCUAUAUCGUGAAGUAUUUGAGAUUACUUUCUUAGAUGCUUGUGCACAACAUUACAAACUGGAAGCUUCAAAACUUCUUCAGCACUGCACAGUUAGUGAAUAUAUGGAACAAGUUAUUCAAAAACUUCAUGAAGAAGUAAUAUGUACUCAAGUUUAUAUACACACCAGUACACACCCUAAAUUGAGACGCAAGAGUGAGGAGUGCAUGGUUUUAGAACAUAAAGACUUCCUAUACAGUGAAGUAUAUGAAAUGGUUUCUCAAGAAAAGAAAACAGAUCUAAAAAAUAUGUACACUCUUUUGCAACCUAUAGAAAAUGGUUUGUCUAAAUUAAUUGCUACUUUAAAUGAGCACAUCAAACAAGAAGGUAUGAGAAUAUUUUCAGGGCUAAAAGGGGAUAAUAUACAUGUACAAUUUGUGGAACAGAUGUUGGAGAUUCACAAGAAAUAUAAGCAAAUGAUUUUAGAAGUAUUUUCGAAUGAUCAAUUAUUUUGCAGUGCCAUGGAUAAGGCAUGUGCAACAGUAAUUAAUGCUAGAAUUAAUGAAAGAGCUCCUUGCAGAAGUCCUGAAUUGCUCUCUAAGUACUGUGAUAGUCUUCUUAAGAAAUCUUCAAAGGGUAUAUCGGAGUUAGAAAUUGAUGAAAAACUUACAGCUAGCAUCACCAUAUUCAAAUAUAUAGAUGACAAAGACAUGUUUCAGAAAUUUUAUAGUAGGAUGCUUGCUAAGCGUUUGAUACAUCAACAAUCCCAUAGCAUGGAUUCGGAAGAAGCUAUGAUAGAUCGAUUGAAGCAAGCUUGUGGAUAUGAAUUUACCAAUAAAUUACAUCGCAUGUUUACAGAUAUGUCUAUAUCUAGUGAUUUGAAUGCUAAAUUUCAGAAUUACAUCAAAGACAACAAUCUGGAUUUAGGUAUAAAUAUGUACAUGCUUGUUUUACAAACAGGGGCAUGGCCUUUAGGUCAAACACAAACUCAAUGUGCAGUUACAGUUCCGCAAGAACUAGAAAAGUCCAUGCAGAUAUUUGAAAGCUUCUAUCACAACCAUUUCAGCGGUAGAAAAUUGAAUUGGUUGCAUAGUUUAUGCAAUUGUGAAAUAAAAUUGUCAUAUUUAAAAAAAACUUACAUAAUAACUAUGCAAACUUAUCAAAUGGCAAUUUUGUUCUUAUUUGAACAAACAGAUUCACUGCUGUAUAAGGAUAUUGAAGAAGCUCUACAAUUAAAUAGUGAUACUCUACAAAAGCAUGUUUCAAGUCUUAUAGAUUCCAAAUUACUUCUAGUGAGUACCGACGGAGAACUAGUAAGCAAUUCUAAAAUUUCUCUAAACCUCGAAUACUCCAAUAAACGCACAAAGUUCAAAAUAACAGCAGCAUUGCAACGUGAUACUCCGCAAGAAGUCGAACAUACGAUGACAGCUGUUGAAGAUGAUAGGAAAAUGUUUAUACAGGCUGCUAUAGUCAGAAUUAUGAAAUCCCGUAAAGUCCUGAAGCACAAUGCACUUAUUCAAGAAGUAUUGUCACAAUCAAAAGUCAAUUUCAAUCCCAAUAUUGCUAUGAUUAAGAAAUGUAUAGAAUCUUUAAUAGACAAGCAAUAUAUUGAACGCAAACAGAACUCUAGUGAUGAAUAUAGCUAUGUUGCAUAA
Messenger RNA from Ctenocephalides felis (cat flea), 2529 nucleotides. RefSeq names its product cullin-2-like. Gene Ontology annotation, cellular component: Cul2-RING ubiquitin ligase complex; SCF ubiquitin ligase complex. The transcript has a single exon. Gene Ontology annotation, biological process: SCF-dependent proteasomal ubiquitin-dependent protein catabolic process; protein ubiquitination. Gene Ontology annotation, molecular function: ubiquitin protein ligase binding. Bases 253 to 2529 code for a protein of 758 amino acids. The record is from RefSeq and is a predicted model, not a curated record. Lineage: Eukaryota; Metazoa; Arthropoda; Insecta; Siphonaptera; Pulicidae.